Drosophila miranda is the source of this 2799-nucleotide messenger RNA. It is a transcript of the gene Septin4, whose product is annotated as septin-5. NCBI's taxonomy places the organism in Eukaryota, Metazoa, Arthropoda, Insecta, Diptera, Drosophilidae. Gene Ontology annotation, biological process: cytoskeleton-dependent cytokinesis; regulation of exocytosis. Bases 414 to 1817 code for a protein of 467 amino acids. The transcript is spliced from 5 exons. Gene Ontology annotation, molecular function: molecular adaptor activity; GTP binding; GTPase activity. The record is from RefSeq and is a predicted model, not a curated record. Gene Ontology annotation, cellular component: cell division site; microtubule cytoskeleton; septin complex.
CAAGUCCGCGGUCACACUGCUUUGAAACUUGCCGCGGGUCGGUUCUCGUUUUUUUUCAACAAAAAUGCGCCAACGCGCACCAUCGCAACGCAAAUUGAAACCGCAACGGAAAUAGUUAAUAACGAUUCUAUCUAUUAGCACCAGAUUCCGUCACCUACGAGAGCGAUAAGCACAGAGCUAGAUAAGCGCAACCGUAAAUAACGGUUCAACAGUUGAAAUAAUUAGUUAAUGGACCUGAUCGUCGCCUAGUGGCAGCUGCAGAAGCGCAGUAAAAGCGACUGCACCAGCACCAACACCAGCACUAGAACCAGCACCAAGUUGCAACUGCAACAUUUGCAACAGAAAAACCAGACAAAACGGCGUUUCUACAGCAGCGUCGCCUCUUCGGCGGCGGUAAUGUGUCAUCAACAUCAAUGAAACACCAGCCGCCGCCUCCUCCGCUGCCCUUAACGCAGCCCCCAUCGCUGGGUGGCGGCGGGGUUGGUGGGGUCUCUGGCAGCGUCAUCAGCAGCAGCAGUGGAAGCAGCAGCAUAGUGGCCAAUGCCAUUAGCAGCCUCAAUGGCAACAACAGUGCCACCAGCAGCAGCAGUUGCAUUCAACCAGCCAACAACAACAACAAUCACAACAACAACAUCAACAACAUCAGCAGCAGCUUUGAGGCAGGAAAAUCUCGUCCACCCCUCUACCCAAAACCCAAGACACCCUCGUUUGACAAGGACCGUGACUACAUUGGGUUUGCCACGCUGCCGGAGCAGGUGCACCGGAAGUCGGUGAAGCGUGGCUUCGAGUUCACGCUGAUGGUGGUCGGGGAGUCCGGCCUGGGCAAGUCGACGCUCAUCAACAGCCUCUUCCUCGGUGACCUGUACAAGAACCGCCAGAUGCCCAACGUGGAGGAGCGCAUCGAGAAGACGACCCGCGUCGAAAAGAAGACCAUGGACAUCGAGGAGCGCGGCGUCCGGCUGCGCCUCACUGUGGUGGACACGCCCGGGUUCGGGGAUGCCAUCAACUGCGAGGACAGCUGGCGGGUGUGCACCUCGUACAUCGACGAGCAGUUCCGCCAGUACUUCACCGACGAGAGCGGACUGAAUCGGCGCAACAUACAGGACAACCGAGUGCACUGCUGCCUCUACUUUGUUCCGCCCUGGGGGCACAGCCUGCGACAGAUGGAUCUGGACCUGAUCAGGCGGCUGCAUCGCAAGGUGAACAUUGUGCUGGUGAUUGGCAAGGCGGACUGCCUGAACAAGCAGGAGGUGCGCAAGCUCAAGGAGCGCAUACUGCAGGACCUCGAGGACAAUCACAUACAGCUGUACCAGUUCCCCGAAUGCGACUCCGACGAGGACGAUGACUUCAAGCAGCAGGACCGCGAGCUGAAGGCCUCCAUUCCGUUCGCCGUCGUUGGCAGCAACACCAUUCUGGAGGUCGCCGGCAAGAAGGUGCGCGGCCGCCAGUACCCCUGGGGUGUGGUCAAUGUGGAGGAUCCGGAGCACAGCGACUUCAUAAAGCUGCGCACCUUCUUGAUAUCCACGCACAUGCAGGACUUGAAGGAUACCACACAGGAUGUGCACUACGAGAACUUCCGGGCGCAGUGCAUCUCACAGAUCUCGCAGCAUGCGCUGCGGGAGCGCGGCAAGUUGAAGCGCGACUCGAUCAGCUCGACGAACGGAUUCGAUGCGGCCAUUUCGGAGACGGACAGGCUGCUGCUGCAAAAGGACGAGGAGAUCAGACGCAUGCAGGACAUGCUCACCCAGAUGCAGGAGAAGCUCAAGCAAACGCAUCUCAUGGAGAUGAAGAAGAACGACAGCGUGAUCGAUGUCUAGGCGGAGAGCAGAUUAGAGACAGAGAGAGAUAGAGAUAGAGAGAGAGGAAUCGAGCAAGGGACGUGUUCGAGCGUGUUCAAUUUUGCACCUUGAUAUUGAUACAUAUAUAUAUAUAUAUACAUAUAUGCGAUACGACUUAUAUAAUGUGACCCAGAGAGACACACCUGUCCCAUCCUGGAGCUGCAGCUGCAACCAAAUCAAUUUAUUAAGUUCUUAAGCUAGCACUGUUUGAAAAUGUCGGUGUUUUUGCUCCUUCCGUUUUCUUCGGACAGUCAAUCCAUUAGUUGCAAUCUUAAAAAUAUAAAACGUAGUUUCGAGACUAAGAAAACGAUAGACAACGAUACGAGAACGGUAUUAGCGAACGGUAUUCCGCAGCAGAGACCAAAAGCACAACAACCAAAAUGCAGAGAAUUGAGCCCAGCCCCCAACUGGCAGCUUUCUCCCACUGGCAUCGAAGCCUUUUUCAAUAUUGUAGCUAAUAGCAAUUUGUACGAGCCACAACCCCACCCCCACCCACAUCCCACAUCCCACACGCCACACCAGUUUAUAAGGGUUGCAAAUGGCAGAUUAUCUGAUAUAUAUAUACUUUUUUUUCUCUAGAAUUAUGUAACUAUAACCGAAAACAGUUAUGCAAAACAUUACGUGUACAUCCAUUUUGAUGAUAUUAAUUGUGACAGAGAGUAUUCUAAAGAUAUUGAGUGUGAAUCGCAUUUCAGCAGCAGGGCGAUUUCAUUCGUCAUCAAAUUACGAUAAUCAGUACGAUAUUAUACCAAAGUUUAGGGAGUUUCAAAAACUUGACGGAAUAACAAAAUGUAAAAAAAAAACAGAGCAGAUCAACCCACAGAGGCACUUAGAAUCGUUACAGAGAAAGACAUAGCAAGGAAGCAACUCUUUUUUUUUAUUAAUUAAUUUACUUAUAACUUUUUCUGUUUUUUUUUUUUUGUUUGUUUGUUUUAUUGAUUCCCAAAGAACAAGAACAAAC